AUGUCUACCGCACUUAUCUUCGGAGGUUCCGGCAAGGUUGCACGCCAUCUGACAACCAAGCUGGUGGCCUCGUCCUAUACUGUCCACUCGAUCAUCCGCAAGGAGUCCCAAAUCCCCGAACUCGAAGCAUUGGGAUCCAAGCCAAUCGUGCAAAGCAUCGAAGACUCUAGUGUCAACGACCUCACGGCAACUAUCAAGAAGUACAGUCCUAACGUAGUGAUUUGGAGUGCAGGGGCUGGAGGUGGUAGCCCUGAGCGAACCAAGGCUGUAGACCACGAAGGUGCUGUCAAGGUCUUCGAUGCCACUGCUGCUGCGGGAGUCAAACGAUUCGUCAUCGUCAGUGCCGUAGACAUUCGUGAUCGUGAAAACAAGCCGGCACCCGAAUGGUAUAUACCCGAUGAUACCGCCGUUAGUGAUCGGAUGUGGGGUGCCAUAGGGGUGUACUGCCAGGCCAAACUCGCCGCUGAUCGAGACCUCGUCACCCAGAACGACCGCCGCAAGCUCGACUACACUAUCGUCAGACCAGGUUCACUAAACACUGACAGAGGUUCUGGCACUGUUGCCGCAGGCAAGGUCCACUUAGGCAAGAGUAUCUCACGCGAGGAUGUAGCUGAAGUCAUAGUACGCUGCAUUGAAGACCCAUCGACCAUCGGACUAGCAUUUGAUGUCGUUGGAGGAGAUACUCCGAUCUCCGAAGCAGUCAAAGAGGUUGGCAGCAAGAAGAUCGACACCUUUGCAGGUCGUUACUAG
This is a messenger RNA of Aureobasidium pullulans EXF-150, 750 nucleotides long. Its product is annotated as NAD(P)-binding protein. The coding region runs from base 1 to 750 and encodes 249 amino acids. NCBI's taxonomy places the organism in Eukaryota, Fungi, Ascomycota, Dothideomycetes, Dothideales, Saccotheciaceae. The transcript is spliced from 4 exons. The record is from RefSeq and is a predicted model, not a curated record.